Molecule: messenger RNA, 5165 nt
Organism: Caretta caretta (loggerhead turtle)
Lineage: Eukaryota; Metazoa; Chordata; Testudines; Cheloniidae
Gene: SLC12A4
Product: solute carrier family 12 member 4
Biological process (GO): potassium ion import across plasma membrane; cell volume homeostasis; potassium ion homeostasis
Cellular component (GO): plasma membrane
Molecular function (GO): potassium:chloride symporter activity
Source: RefSeq, a predicted model, not a curated record
GCUUGAAUUUUGUCUUGUCUUUAAUGGUUCUCCACUAGGAUUUCCCAGGAAAAGAGACUUCUCCAAUAUUUGUAAGGUCACGAUGAACUCCAGAGUUCAUUUUUGCCACAGGAAGAUGGUAGGCAAUGUGUCUUCUGACUAUAAGUAGCUUGGAAUUUUAGCAACAGCAUUUUCAGUAUGUUAGUGACAUUUAUAUAGUUCAUCUCUGUUGAAAGGAUUAUAGUUUCAGGAAUAUAUCAAUGUCUGCUUAGUCUUCCUGUGAGAAAGCAUAUUGCUUUAUGAACCAAAUCAAUUCUGUGCAGUGCAGCAGCCAGCAGUCAGUGUGUCCCUGGAAAUAGUGAACAGUUCCUUUGGAAGUACAGUAUUACUUGUUUUAGUUGUUCUGGUCCUUCAGGGCUGCCUAAAAAAGCAUGUGCUGACUAAAUGUCAUCUGAAGAAUAGAGAAGAAUGAUCAACCAAAUUACAGAAAAUGGCAAAGAAUUACUGCUAAGGGGUCAUGGCAACCAUAAAGAAAACAGUCCUUUUCUCAACAGUUCUGAAGCUGGCAAGGGAAGCGAUUAUUAUGAUCGAAACUUGGCCUUGUUUGAGGAGGAACUGGAUAUACGACCAAAGGUAUCUUCUCUACUUGGUAAGUUGGUCAACUACACAAAUCUCACUCAGGGAGCCAAAGAACAUGAGGAGGCAGAAAGUGCUGAAGGUUCAAAGAGGAAAGUAUCAAAAUCACCCAGCAUGGGCACCCUGAUGGGAGUGUACCUUCCAUGUAUGCAGAAUAUCUUUGGGGUUAUUCUCUUCCUUCGCUUGACAUGGAUGGUAGGAACAGCAGGAGUUCUACAGUCCUUCCUGAUAGUCUUAAUCUGCUGCUGUUGUACUAUGCUGACAGCCAUAUCAAUGAGUGCAAUAGCAACAAAUGGUGUUGUUCCAGCUGGUGGCUCCUAUUUCAUGAUCUCAAGGUCCUUAGGUCCAGAGUUUGGUGGAGCUGUGGGACUGUGCUUUUACUUGGGAACAACGUUUGCAGGAGCUAUGUACAUACUUGGUGCCAUUGAGAUUUUAUUGACAUACAUUGCACCGCAAGCAGCAAUUUUUCAUUCCACUGGUGCCCAUGAUACAUCAAGUGCUACGCUGAACAACAUGAGAGUUUAUGGAACCAUAUUCCUCACCUUUAUGGCUGUGGUAGUUUUUGUAGGAGUGAAAUAUGUUAACAAAUUUGCUUCUCUCUUCUUGGCCUGUGUAAUAAUAUCCAUAUUGUCCAUUUAUGCUGGAGCUAUCAAGUCCAUCUUCGAUCCCCCUGCAUUUCCGAUUUGCAUGCUCGGCAACAGGACCCUGACGAGAGAUCAUUUUGAUGUUUGUGCCAAAACAACAAUUGUGGGCAAUAUGACUGUGGCCACCAAGCUCUGGGAACUCUUCUGCCAUAGUUCUAACUUAACAACUGAUAAUUGUGAUGAAUAUUUUCUGCUCAACAACGUUACGGAGAUAGCAGGUAUUCCUGGAGCUGCAAGUGGCAUUUUAAAAGAUAAUCUGUGGAGCAAUUAUAUGGAGAAAGGAGAGAUACUGGAAAAAGCUGAUCAUCCAUCAGUUGAUGUACCAGGGCUGAAAAGCAACCUUCACCUUUAUGUGUUUGCGGAUAUAGCCACUUCCUUCACAGUACUAGUUGGCAUCUUCUUCCCUUCAGUGACUGGUAUCAUGGCUGGUUCAAACAGAUCAGGAGACCUCAAAGAUGCACAAAAAUCUAUUCCUGUUGGAACAAUUCUGGCGAUUGUCACCACGUCACUCGUCUAUUUCAGCAGUGUAUUACUAUUUGGAGCCUGCAUAGAGGGUGUUGUUCUUAGAGAUAAGUAUGGUGAUGCGGUGAACAAGAACUUAGUGGUGGGCACACUUUCUUGGCCCUCACCAUGGGUCAUUGUGAUAGGCUCAUUCUUCUCUACCUGCGGAGCAGGCUUACAGAGCCUCACUGGAGCCCCACGGCUACUGCAAGCUAUAGCCAAGGACAACAUUAUUCCUUUCCUAUGGGUUUUCGGUCAUGGGAAAGCAAAUGGUGAACCAACAUGGGCGCUUCUGCUAACAGCAUUAAUUGCUGAACUCGGAAUUCUUAUAGCUUCCCUUGACAUGGUGGCUCCAAUUCUCUCUAUGUUUUUCUUGAUGUGUUACCUCUUUGUCAAUCUGGCAUGUGCAGUACAAACACUUCUAAGAACUCCAAAUUGGCGGCCCCGAUUUAAAUACUAUCAUUGGGCUUUAUCAUUUUUAGGCAUGAGUAUUUGUCUUGCGUUGAUGUUCAUUUCAUCCUGGUAUUAUGCUCUGGUGGCUAUGCUCAUUGCAGGCAUGAUUUACAAGUACAUUGAAUAUCAAGGUGCAGAGAAGGAAUGGGGCGAUGGUAUUCGGGGUCUGUCACUCAGUGCUGCCAGAUAUGCCUUGCUAAGACUGGAAGAAGGUCCUCCCCACACCAAGAACUGGAGGCCUCAAUUGCUGGUGCUUCUGAAAUUAGAUGAAGAUUUGCACGUGAAGUAUCCGAGGCUGUUAACAUUUGCUUCUCAGCUGAAAGCUGGCAAAGGUUUGACUAUCAUAGGGACAGUGAUCCAAGGGAAUUUCCUGGAGAGUUAUGGAGAGGCCCAAGCUGCUGAACAGACUAUUAAGAACAUGAUUGAAAUUGAGAAAGUGAAAGGAUUUUGUCAAGUAGUUGUAGCCACCAAGGUUCGAGAAGGAAUUGCCCACUUGAUACAGUCCUGUGGACUAGGUGGCAUGAAACACAACACUGUGGUUUUGGGAUGGCCGUAUGGCUGGAGACAAAGUGAAGAUGCAAGAGCCUGGAAAACAUUUAUAGACACUGUGCGUUGUACAACUGCUGCCCAUCUGGCUCUGUUGGUGCCCAAAAACGUGUCUUUCUAUCCCAGCAACCAUGAGCGUUACAACGAAGGCAACAUUGAUGUGUGGUGGAUUGUGCAUGAUGGAGGCAUGUUGAUGUUGCUUCCUUUUCUACUGAAACAGCAUAAAGUCUGGAGAAAGUGUAAAAUGAGAAUUUUCACAGUAGCUCAGAUGGAUGACAACAGCAUUCAGAUGAAGAAGGACCUGGCUACUUUCCUUUAUCACCUACGAAUAGAGGCAGAGGUGGAAGUUGUAGAAAUGCAAAACAGUGAUAUUUCAGCUUAUACCUAUGAGCGGACCCUAAUGAUGGAGCAGAGAUCUCAGAUGCUGAGGCAAAUGAGACUGACCAAAACAGAAAGGGAAAGGGAGGCCCAGCUGGUAAAGGACAGACACUCUAUAAUACGGCUGGAAAGCCUGUACUCGGAUGAAGAAGAUGAGGGGGAGACAGUACCUGAUAAAAUUCAGAUGACAUGGACAAAAGAGAAAUGUGACUCUGAAAAACGGAACCGGAACACUGCAGUGGAAAACUUCAGAGAACUGAUCAGUAUUAAACCAGAGUGGGAAAACCUGAACCAGUCAAAUGUCAGAAGAAUGCACACAGCAGUGAAGUUAAAUGAAGUAAUUGUAAAUAGAUCUCAUGAUGCCAGACUUGUUCUUCUCAACAUGCCUGGCCCUCCAAAGAACGUAGAUGGUGAUGAAAACUAUAUGGAAUUCCUGGAGGUUUUGACAGAGGGCUUGGAGAGAGUAUUACUUGUUAGAGGAGGUGGUCGUGAAGUCAUCACCAUUUACUCUUGAUUUAAUAUGGCUUUCUGCCCCAUCGCACAUUUACCUUCUUGAUGACAAAGGACAUUCCAGUUGUAAAUGGAGAAGAAAAUAGGUUCUCUCUCUCCUCCUUCCCUCAAACAAACACAGACUUUCCAUCAUCCACCCAGUCUCCUGAAUGACUACUAGACUUUUCUCACCAACCUUUACACUAUGCCGUAGAUCUUAGUACUGAUUCCAUUGGUUUUCUGUCAAGUGACGCUCCAGUUGCUACAUACAUAUCUUUUGUAUUGCAGUACUACACCAUCCAACUGGCAACACAAGUGAAUCAUGAAUCUACAAUAUUACUCGGCUUCUGCUUUGAUACUCUGGCAUUUGUGAAUGUAGUUUUAACACUAAACCUAUUUUUAGAAAACAGUGCUAACAUGCAGUGUUUUUAGAAACUGUGUAUAAAGUUAGGGCUCGAAAGUCAGUUACUGUUACAAGAUUUUAAAAGCUUUUAUAUUUGUUUAUGGGGAUAGGACUACAUUAUAUAGCAGCUAGUUUCUUUUGAAGUUCAGCUAUAAUGCAUUUUCUAAACAAAACAUGAAGUUGUAAGAACUGACUGACAAAGCUACAGUUUUGUGGGUUCGUUUCCAGAACUACAGUUCGAGUAUUGGAUAAGAAUUUAUACUUUAAUACAUUUAUAGAUUUAAAUAAAUUAUGUUGAUAUAGUUGAUUAUGUAUGUAGAUUGCUACAAACAGUGUGUAGCUUCUGAGACUUAUGGUUCUGUGGAGGAGGCAGGUCCCUAUUUAUUUUUAUAUUUAUUUGUUAGAAACAUUGGAAACACAGAUGCAAAUAGUCUAGGAGUUUCACAGAGAGGUUUCUUAAAUCAAUUUCAAACCAUCAGCGGAUUGAAGAGAAGUCCUGUGCAGUUCUUCCCCAUUUUAAAUUCCUCCGGCCCAUCAUUGUAUGAUUCUGAGAAUCCAGUACAUGGAAAUAGAGGUGCUGCAUUGCACACAGCGAUGGAUUGCACCUGCACAAGGGCAGGAGCUGCUUUUUUGUAGGCUUGUCUUUUACCAAGCCCAUUAAAUUAUACUUACUGUACAGAAGGAUCAUAUUUUUUCAAUAAAAUGUUGCAUACACUUAAUUACUAAACAAUGUGGAGUUCUAUAUGCUGUAAUGCAAUAGCUAGUAUGCACACCCCACUCUCUCUAUUGUAUGGAAUUGGGAUUGUUCAACUACAGCUGUAUAGACUACUAACUGUUAAAGGAACAUAAGAACUGACACCCCAGCCAAAGUCUUGUCUGACAUUGCCUGGUAUAUAAUACCCCAUAAUAGAUAACUGUGCGCUAACAUAUUUAUGGGAGGAACAGGAGGGACUUUCUCUUCACCUUAACUGUUAGUGGUUGGCAUAUACUGAAGCAUUAAGGUUGAUACACUUGAUACAUUUUUUAAUUCUGUCUAGGAUAGCAGUUGAUAUAAUCAUAUAAAUGUUUUGAUUUCUAGUAGCAGUGAGUUCCACAGACUGAUGAUACAUUGUAUUAAACACUUACUAGUUUCCAAA